Phalaenopsis equestris is the source of this 1374-nucleotide messenger RNA. RefSeq names its product probable serine/threonine-protein kinase PBL16. The transcript has 6 exons. Lineage: Eukaryota; Viridiplantae; Streptophyta; Magnoliopsida; Asparagales; Orchidaceae. The annotation marks the transcript as partial. Gene Ontology annotation, molecular function: protein kinase activity; ATP binding. The record is from RefSeq and is a predicted model, not a curated record. Gene Ontology annotation, biological process: protein phosphorylation.
UCCCAUUUACUCAUCUCUACCUUUUGAAUUUUUCAUAUUUAAAACCUCGGAUGUGUCUUCGAUCUUAUCUCCUGUCUUCAUAAAAAAACACAUUCCUUUCACUUUCCUCCUCCCUCCCUCCCCCUUCCAACCUCCCUUCUUCUGUUCAUGGAGUCGGCUUCUCCGUCAGCUUAGAAAGCUUCACUUUUUUCUUCUUCUUUUAUCAGUAAUGGGUAAUUGCUCCUUCAUCGGAAUUCCUUCACUUAACAGAGUAUCUUCCACUGCAAAAUCAGAAUCUCCGAAAGCCACCAGUCUUUCUUUAGCGAAAGAGCAGGAGAAGGAAAAGAAGGAGAAGGAGGAGGAGGAGCAUGAGCAAGAACACUGUAUAUUGCCAACUACUCCCGAGGAAGUUGAAAAGCUGCGCAGGGAUUCUGCUGCAAAUCCUUUGAUUGCUUUCACCUACGAUGAACUAAAAGGAAUAACAGGGGAUUUCAGUCAGGAAAGUGUUCUCGGAGGAGGUGGUUUUGGACUUGUUUAUAAGGGUUUAAUCACAGAAGGUUUGGGAAAGGGGAUUCGAUCUCUUCCAGUUGCUGUCAAAGUUCAUGAUGGAGAUAAAAGUUUUCAGGGACACAGAGAGUGGCUGUCGGAGGUUUUAUUUCUAGGGCAACUUUCACAUCCAAAUUUGGUGAAGUUGAUUGGAUACUGCUGCGAGGAGAGCCACCGAGUUCUUGUGUAUGAGUUCGUGCCCUUGGGCAGUGUGGAAACUCAUCUGUUUUCAAGAGUUCUGCCCGGACUUUCUUGGGGUGUUCGAGUGAAAAUCGCAUAUGGCGCUGCCAAUGGUCUUGCAUUUCUCCAUGAAGCUAAAAGUCCGGUUAUUCAUCGGGAUUUUAAAACACCUAACAUUUUGUUAGAUGAGGAGGUCUGGACCAAGUUCUUAGCAAAGAUUAAUUUGAAUGAUUCUGAUUUAUUCUGGUCCAAGUUAUCUGAUUUUUGGUAUAGUUGGACAAGACAUAAGCAUGAUCCCAUCCCUUUUUCUGUUGCUUGGUUUCUCUGGAUGUACAGGAACCACACCAAAUUUGAGGACAAAUCAUCCCACUCCCCAGUAAUCCAUAAGUUUUAUUGGAAACCUCCACAACCUUCUACUGUUAAAAUCAACACUGAUGGAAGCUUCAAUGCAAUGGGUGUUGGGAUGGAGGGUGUUUUCAGGGAUCAUUCCAGUCAAUGCCUUCUAUUUUUCCAUGCUCCUGUAAAGGCUACUGAUGCACUUGCGGCAAAAGUUAUUACAAUUUUCUGGGCUUUAACCAUUGCUUACAACUCAGAAUUGUAUAAUAUCUGGAUUGUGGUGGACUUUAUCGUGCUGAUCAAGCUACUAGAAUCUGAAGAGCAACCUUCUUG